AUGGCCUUGCCAUUCAAGCAUUUCGCCAAAGCCCAAUCCGAUUUCAAGCCCCCGUUGAUCGCCAACGAGAACGCGUUCCUGGGCGACAUCGUCAGCAGCACCGACACUGAGAAGCCAAUCACCUCUGGCUUCUACAGGCUCGAGAAGGGCACUCCCCUUGUGUACACUUAUACUUACCACGAAACCAAGAUCAUCGUAGAGGGCGAAUUCGACAUCACCGACGAGACUGGUCAGUCUGUUCACGCCGUUGCCGGAGAUGUCUUCUACUUUCCCAAGGGCAGCGUCAUCACCUUCACCACCAAAUCGUACGGUCUAGGCUUUUUUACUGGCCAGCGAAAGGAGGGAGCCGCAUAA
This is a messenger RNA of Exophiala aquamarina CBS 119918, 354 nucleotides long. RefSeq lists its product as uncharacterized. NCBI's taxonomy places the organism in Eukaryota, Fungi, Ascomycota, Eurotiomycetes, Chaetothyriales, Herpotrichiellaceae. The coding region runs from base 1 to 354 and encodes 117 amino acids. The transcript has 2 exons. The record is from RefSeq and is a predicted model, not a curated record.